This is a messenger RNA of Marasmius oreades (fairy-ring Marasmius), 2247 nucleotides long. RefSeq lists its product as uncharacterized. The transcript is spliced from 19 exons. Gene Ontology annotation, cellular component: mitochondrial intermembrane space. Gene Ontology annotation, molecular function: metalloendopeptidase activity. Gene Ontology annotation, biological process: proteolysis; peptide metabolic process. The record is from RefSeq and is a predicted model, not a curated record. Bases 1 to 2247 code for a protein of 748 amino acids. NCBI's taxonomy places the organism in Eukaryota, Fungi, Basidiomycota, Agaricomycetes, Agaricales, Marasmiaceae.
AUGUCUCUUCGAACUGGGAGUCGAGGAUGGCUUCGACAUAGACGAACUAUAGGCUUGGGAAGCGCCUUCACUGUUGGUCUAGCCGCUAUCGGAUUCAGAUCAACAUCUGGCACCACUGGAGAUGUCCGAAAUGGGGUCACGCUGCGAAAGGCAUUCACACUCUCGCUCUCAAGGCCCUUUUCGUUUCUCUCCUCAUCACACUUUGCGAUGUCUAUUAAGCCUCCUCGAGCGCCACCAUCAUGGAAUCAUACACCUGAGGAAAUAGCUAAGCUCACCAAGGAGCUCAUCGACGAAAAUCGUGCUGUGCAGGACAAGAUUGGAGCUCUUCCGGAGAAGGAUUGCAAUUUUCAGUCGGUUUUCCUCGAUCUUCAAGAAGCUGAUACUCGUUUCGAAUCAAUCUCCGAACCACUUGCCUUUUACCAAAACGUUUCCCCAACCAAGGAACUCCGAGAUGCAUCCAACGAAUCGGAGAGUAAAAUCCGCGAUUUUGGGGUAGAGAGCUCGAUGCGAUUGGAUGUGUUUAAGGCUAAAGUGGCCGCAGAGAAGAACCUCAAAACCUCGGGAGAGUGGGAGAAGCUCUCUCCCGAGGAACAGAGACUCGUCGAGAAAAUGCUCCUGGAUGGAACGCGUGCUGGACUAGCUUUACCCGAGAAGGAACGUGAUGAGCUAACCAAACUUAAGAAGGAGCUGUCGCAGGUUUGUCUGGACUUCAUGAAAAACUUCAAUGAGGAGAACGCUACAAUUUCCUUCACCGCGAAGGAACUCGAGGGCGUCCCUGAAGAUGUCAUUUCCGGCUACACCAAGCGUACAGAGGGUUCAACGGAAGUGUACGAUGUCACGUACAAGACCCCGGAUAUCUUCCCAGUUUUCAAAUUCGCCAAGAAUCCCGAAACCCGUCGACGAGCGUAUGAAGGCCAUGAAUCCAGACUGGAAAACAACGUACCUAUCCUCAGUCAAGCUCUCGAUUUGCGACGAAAGAUUGCCAGUCUUCUUGGUUACAAGACCUGGGCUGAUUACAUCACUGAAGUUAAAAUGAUCAAAAACUCGCAAGGUGUUGUCGACUUUUUGGAUGACCUUGAGAGUAAACUUCGUCCCGUUGGUGUCAAGGAUCGAGAGACCUUGCUCGCUUUGAAGAAGAAGGACUACGAAGCCCUACGGUUAAAUUUUGACGGAGAAUUCUACAUCUGGGAUUAUCGCUACUACGAUCGCAAGUACAUCGAGAGUUCGCUCGACCUGGACGACAUGAUUAUAAAGGAGUACUUCCCAGUCUUGCAAGUUGUACCCACGAUUUUGGAGAUCUAUCAAAAUCUACUGGGUGUUUGUUUCCAAGAGAUUAAGGAUGGGUCGACUUGGCAUCCCGACGUCCAGCAGUUCUCUGUAUGGGAAAAGGAUGCGAAAGACGAAUCCGGGUUCAUCGGAUACUGCUACCUUGACUUGUAUCCUCGAGCAUCCAAAUACUCUCACGCAGCAGUAUGGCCGUUACUCGCUGGAUACGAGAAGCCGGAUGGGAAGAGAAGCUACCCUAUCGCUGCGAUGGUUGCGAACCUUGCGAAACCGACGGCUGAUAAGCCUGCUCUGAUGAGACAUGAUGACGUUGUUACGUUCUUCCAUGAGAUGGGACAUGUUUUCCAUGGAUUGUUGAGUCAGACCAAGUUCUCGAGGUUUCAUGGAACGAGCGUUGCUCGGGAUUUCGUUGAGGCGCCUUCUCAGAUGUUGGAGAAUUGGUGUUGGGAACCCAACGUAUUGGAAAAGAUGUCGAGUCACUACGAAACUAAGAUGCCUCUCUCUGCCGAACUUAUUGAAAAGCUCAUCAAGAGCCGUUAUGUCAACAUCGGGUUAUUCUACCUCCGCCAAAUUUUCUUCGCUAAGUUCGACAUCAAAGUCCACACUGACCAAGAGCCCGCUGACUAUACUGAAUUGUGGAAUUCCAUGAGGGAGACAAUUUCGUUGGUGAAAUCUGGUAAACCCUGUCCUGGUCAAGGAUCUUUUGGCCACAUCACUGGAGGUUACGACGCCGGAUACUACGGCUACACCUUCUCUCUCGUCUUCGCGGCAGAUAUGUAUGCCGAGGUCUUCAAGGCUGACCCACUUGAUCCUCAACGCGGUCAGAGAUACCGGGAGAAGAUUUUACGACCCGGAGGUAGUCGCGAAGAGCUUGAUUCUCUUCGAGAUUUCUUGGGACGAGAACCUGAUAGUGACGCAUUCAUUAAAGAGAUAUUCGGGGGCAAGGUGCCAUCCAAGAUGUGA